This is a messenger RNA of Cotesia glomerata, 2040 nucleotides long. RefSeq lists its product as uncharacterized. Bases 279 to 1709 code for a protein of 476 amino acids. The record is from RefSeq and is a predicted model, not a curated record. Lineage: Eukaryota; Metazoa; Arthropoda; Insecta; Hymenoptera; Braconidae. The transcript has 2 exons.
GGUGGGCACGUAAAAUACUAUACGUAUAAUACAUAGUUUUAUACAUGUAUACUACUUGGUAGAUUACUUUCUGAGUUUUCUACAUGACGUAUUUUACGUCGAGUCUUUAGGCGCCACCUGUGAACUUAUAAUAAACUUUUAAGAUUGUGAAUCGUAAACAAAUAAUAAAUGAAUUAGUUUCAACUAAGCUUCUUCACCUUUCAUUUAUUAUAAAAAUCAUUUAUUAAUUUGUGUUGAACAUCAAAUUUCAAUACCAAAGUAAAGUUACAUAAAAAAAAAUGCAACGAGGUGGUCGUCCAAAACAUAAUUUUUGGGAAGAAGGAGGAUUUAAAAGUAUUCGCCAAAACGGCAAACAAGUUGCGUCAUGUUUACGGUGUAACAAAAUUAUAAACAACACUGCUGAACAGCGAUUAAAAAGUCACAGAAAAACGUGUAUAUGGGAAGUUGAGAAUUCUAAUAUUGAUGACAGCAGCGAUGGUUCCGUAGUUCGACAUUUAUCAUUAAAACGUAAAAAUCGAUCUGGAAGUUAUGAAGAGAAUAAUAAUUGUACUACUACUUGUAAUAGUACUACUACUAAUACUGAUGGAGUCAUCACAUUAUCAACCGUCAAAUUGAAGAAGAAUACGCCUAAAAUAAAUUCUUUUAUAGAUAAAAUAAGCGAGACUGAGCAUUCAAAAUUAGACGAAGCUUUAAGUUACUUCUUUUUUAGUAAAAAUUUACCACUUGAUCUAGUUGAGGAUGAAUAUUUUAUUAAAUUUUGUAAAACAUUGCGAUCAGCUUACCAAAUACCUAGUCAAACUGAGUUAUCAACAUGUUUACUUGAUAAUGCUCAUAACAAAUUUAUUAAUAAUCAAGUAAACAUGAGUGAGAAACAAGGAAUAUUAUUGUUUUGUAAAAAUAUCGAUUGCACAACAUUUUUAGAGAUAAUUGGUAUAAUAAAAGCUGGAAGCAACACAUUGUUUAUUAAAUCAUGGAGCUUUAAAGAUGAAAAGGAUUAUUCAGAUAACUAUUUUAAAAUGGUUGAGGAAUCAAAUGUGAUUAUACUUAAAAAAUAUGAUUUAUCAAUUUAUAGUGUCGUAUUCUUUGUUAAUAUUUUAACAAUUGAUAAUACUCGUGAUUCUACUUUAACAGUAACACCUACUUGUAAGUCUACUGUUAAAUGGCAUUUGACAUGCCAUUUAGAAACUGUGGACACGUUGACUACAUCAAUCCAGGACGAUGUAUUGGACAUUAAAGUGAAUCGUUUGUUAAAUAAAUUGAAGGAUACAAAUGUUGAAAGUGAAAUAGUGAAAAGAAACGGAGAUAAAAAAUCUCAACUCAAAGAAGAUGUUUUUGAGCAUUCCUAUUAUUCUAAAUUAUUGAUAUGUUUAAAAAAUUUACCAGUCAUACGUCAAAUUGUAGGUGAUGUGCUGGAGAAAUUUGAUCAAGAUCUGGUUAUGACUAUAUUUGAUAGAUCAUUCAAAAAUAAUUUGAAAGAAUCAAUUUUUAUUUUUGAAUUUCUUUCAAAAUUUAAAUCUGACAGCAAUAAAAAAAAUUUUUCUAUCGCUGACUCUACUGAAGAAUGGUUUAAAUUGAAAACAUUGAUAAAAAAUAAUGAAUAUACUGGAAUAAUUGAUUAUGUAUUGAAAAAAGUAAUUACGCCACAAGCGUUAACGGCUAAUUUUCUGCAUCCAUCCUACAAGGGUCAUGUUUUCAUGAAAAUUAAUUAAUACAGUCACAUGGUUUAUGAAUUUCUAAUUGAUGAAUUGGACUGUGAAGGAUUACAAGAAUUAGAACUUUAUAAAAAUUCACGAGGUUUAUUUGCCAAACUAUUUGUCAAAACGAUAUCUCCGGAAAUUUUUUGGAGCAUAGCUUCAGAAGAAUUUACAAAGAUUAGCAUUUUAGCUGAAUCUUUAUUAAAGAUACUAGCGUGUACUUUUCAAUUUAACCAAAGUGAUUUAGGUAAAAACUUGCCGAAUGAAUUAUUGCCAAAAUUCAUCGAUGUAUUUUAUAGUUUAAAGUUUAUGAACAUCAAUUAACACUAUUAUCUAAUAUAGAUGU